Molecule: messenger RNA, 384 nt
Organism: Malus domestica (apple)
Lineage: Eukaryota; Viridiplantae; Streptophyta; Magnoliopsida; Rosales; Rosaceae
Molecular function (GO): RNA-DNA hybrid ribonuclease activity; nucleic acid binding
Source: RefSeq, a predicted model, not a curated record
AUGGCAGCAUCCACCAGCGACGUAUUCAAAGUCAAUGUUGAUGGAGCAAUAUCGUUAAAGGGAUUGAAUAUAGGUGUAGGAGUUGUUACUAGAAAUGACGAUGGGGCUUUAAUGGCAGGUUGUGCAACACAACUAUAUGGUUAUUUCGAUGCUUUAACAACCGAAUUGCUCGCAGAAAAUGAGGGUUUAUUAUUUGCAUACGAUGCGGGAUUCACUUCUAUUAUAUUGGAACUAGAUUCCAAAAGCAUAGUGGAUUUAAAUGUUGCAAAUGAUGCUUGUUUUGAUAGGGAUGGUACUAUAUUGAAAGAGAUUGAUAUCUUGAAUAAGAGUAUUUCUUUUCUCAUUGUUAAAAAAGAUUUCACACUCCCCUCUCCUAUGGAUUAA